Molecule: messenger RNA, 267 nt
Organism: Geodia barretti
Lineage: Eukaryota; Metazoa; Porifera; Demospongiae; Tetractinellida; Geodiidae
Source: the annotation of a GenBank genome assembly
UACUCGUGGUCUCUUGCCAGCUCGCGCAGAGUCUGACGCGGGCUAACUACACUACUAGAUAGCAUGCGAGAGGCGAUACACGCCCUGCGUUGCAUCUUCUGGUGCAUCCGAAGUACGCAGAGCACGCGGAUCGAUCCGACUGUGCUUUGCAACGGAGCAUUUUCAGAGAAAACCGCCUUUAUUUUCUGACCUUCGUCGCCCGUUGGGUAGAUGGUAUCGUUCCUGGGACGAACAGACGUUCGAGGAGUGAGAUAUAGAGUAACAGAC